Messenger RNA from Anastrepha ludens (Mexican fruit fly), 3370 nucleotides. RefSeq lists its product as uncharacterized. NCBI's taxonomy places the organism in Eukaryota, Metazoa, Arthropoda, Insecta, Diptera, Tephritidae. Bases 1779 to 2942 code for a protein of 387 amino acids. The record is from RefSeq and is a predicted model, not a curated record. The transcript has 7 exons.
UCCUGUGCGGUUACCUUUUGUGGUACGUAGUGACGGUUUAAAUAAAAUGCGAAUGUAAUAGACGGACAACGAGGACAAAUACGGAAAAGGCGAGUGAUGCGUAGCGAUAACGACUACAUUCGUCGACUGCUCGACAAAGCGUAGUAACGAGGCAAAGUAAUACUUUUAUUACAUCCUGCUGUCGUUGGAAUGGAAGUGCGGUCGCUUAAUGUAAAAACAUAAAUCCUAAUCCAGAAAGAAGUAUAAAAAAGCAACAAAAAAGUAAUUUUUGGAAAGUUUUAGUAAAGUGAAAUUUUUCUUGUGAACGCGCACAUUUGUUGAGCACUAUGAAUUGACUUUAUUAAUAUGAGAAGUUUACGUAUACAUAUAGAAAAAGAUAUAAUAAAAAACUGUUAAAUAUACAGAAAGUGGAAAAGCAUAAUUCAAGUAAUAUUUCAUAUUUCGCUCUUGCUUACUCACCCGGUUAGUAGGUCCCGAAAGUACGGUUCCCGACAGAUUAGAACGUAUAAAUUAUGAAUGAAAAUAGUGAAAGAAAGAAUAACAAAAAUAACGUUCAUAACGUUAAGUGCGUGACAACAAAUAAUUUGUUAUUGCCUUGCAGUAAUGGCGGCAGCGACGGCGACUUCGACUAAGCCGACUACGGCAGAGACAGCGUUGACGGUGACGGUCGUUACAAUUGCGGUGGUUACGAGCACGUCGAUCAGGUCGACAUUCUUGAUGGCGUCUGUGGCGGCAGCGAUAGCCGUUUAAAACCAAACUGCUAACAGUCAGUCAACCAGCCAACCAACCAACUUAACCGAACAACUUAACAACAAAACAACUAAAUACAUAGCUGACCAACUAACUGUCGAAUCGAGCAAACUGCGUAUGCGGUUAUCGUGCGCUCGUUUAUGAAUUGUUGCUUCGAAAUGUUGAUAGUUGGCGCUGGAAAUGUGCAUGUCUGUGUAGUUGGCAGCCUGUGUUUGCCAUUUGAGUUGUAGUUUGGCACGAUUUUCUGGUACCAGUGCGAGUAGUUGGUAGACGUUAAUCAUCUAAGAGCACAUUUACGUGUACGUGCGUGUGUGCGUGUGAGAGCAAUUAGCGCAAAGGAGCUUACAUUAAAUUUAAAAAUAAUCAAAUUUUAUGGCACUAAUUAUACAAAAUUUCAUUGUGAAAGCAAACUAUUUCUAAAUCUGACUAAUACGAACGGCGUAAUUAUGUAAGUGGCCAUUGUUGAAUUGCAACAACCAGCAAUGAAGAGAAAAUAUUCGGUGUAAGCCAAACUUUUGAUCAAAUAUACAAACAAAACUGCCGGAAAAUUUGAGCAAUAAGCAUUCUCGGAAAAUGCACAAAGAAAUGUUUAACUGAUUUUUACACAGAUAUCUGCAAGCAUAUAUGUAUAUGCUGUACAUGUACACAUCCAGUUAACAACAGCAUUGGUAGAUUCAGGAAAAACGCAUGAAAAUUGAGAGCGAACUCUGUUAAAGGGGGGCAUACCCACAGCACUGCUACGCAUACAUACAUAAUUUUGUUUACCUGAUUUUCAACGGGAAAUACGGGUAUACGAGCAUACGAGGAACGUAAAUUAAAUGUGUAACCACAAAGAGUAACGUGCAAUCGUGUGUGCGUGCGUGUACGUGAGAGCAGUCAAAGAAAAACAGUAAUUGUUUUUUUUUUUUUUUUUUAAUUUUUCAAGUGAAUACGAUAUUUGCAUUCGUUUAGUUCGGAGCUGUGUAUUGUGAAUGAAAUAAAAUUUAAGAAAACAAAAAACAACGUUAACGCUCAUUCUGCCAAUACUCAUGGCAAAAAUAAAAGUCUACAGUGUUGCCGACCUUUUAGACGGUCGCCGUGACAGCUGCAUAUCCAUGGGCGCGCUGGCCGCUUUGGCAUUCAAAUGGAUAUUUCUAUGUUCCUGUUUUACAAUAUUUGAUAUCAGCUUCAGUUUAUCGAUGACGGAAGUGCGUAUACCGAAGCAUAUCAUGCGGCAUGAGGAUGCUGUGCUGGGUUGCAAAUACGAUUUGGAUGGCGAAUCACUAUACUCAGUUAAGUGGUAUAAAGACGGUUUUGAAUUUUAUCGCUACGUACCGCGGGAUAUGCCACCUGGACAGGUGUUUCCACUACCGGGUGUUGAUGUUGAUCUUCUCAACUCCACAGACAAUGUAGUGGUGCUGCGUCGUGUAACGUUGCAAUCAACUGGCCGUUAUCGUUGUGAGGUAUCGGGAGAAGCCCCGUCUUUUCAAACAGUGUCGGGGCAUGAGGACAUGAUUGUUGUGGUUACACCAAAGCAUGGACCGCAAAUAACCGGCGGUCAGCCUCGAUACCAAAUUGACGACAUUGUGCGCGUGAACUGCACGUCGGCGCCAUCCAAGCCUGUGUGUCAUCUCAGUUGGUUAAUUAAUGGCGUACAUGUGAAUCGUACAUAUCUGCGGCCAUACGACCCAAUCAUUGUCGGGCGUGAGGGUUUGGAAAUGGCGCGACUGGGAUUGGAAUUUCGAGUGCGUAAACGAUUUUUCAAACACGGCGACAUGAAGUUGAAGUGUGUGGCCAAAAUAUCGUCGGUUUAUUGGCAGAGCAAUGAAGAGAGUGUAGCAAAUGAAAAGCAUCAGAAGAUACCGGUGCUUGAAUCGCGUGAAACCGUUGUAGCAAAAUCAAGAUUGCGCGACAAAACAUUAGAAGAUAAUCAACUUAAAGAUGCCAGCACCUCAUCAGCAGCCACAUCAACAGCCACGACGUUCAUUCCAUUAGCCGCUCAAUAUUCGAUACUUCUGCAAUUCACGCCAACGCUACUCCUACUCUCGCUGCCGUCUUUAGCAGCUGCUCUGCCACUGUUAAUAACAUUUCUGUGUCAAUAUUGCCAAUUUAAUAUUAGUAUGCGUCGACGAGGCUAUCGAUUGCUGGCGUGUCAUGAUCACUGCAGCUAUUGGAGGUGGUGGAGACACAAGUUUUACUCGGUUGGCAGAUGACAAUUAGCUUUGACAUAUUAAAUGUGAUGGCCGUUGCAACAGCAACAACAGCAACAGCAGCAGUAGCAGUAGCAGUAGCAGGAGCAGCAACAGCAAUGGCAAUGGCAACGGCAACAGUAAAAGCAAUGAAAGUUCUCAGCUGUUGUCAGUCUACUCGUGCAUACAUAAAUUGUUGAGGACUAAUUCUAUUCGCGUUUUUCGUUGCGAAUCAUUUAAUUUUUGAUUAGAUCAUCUCUAAUUGUACUGAAUUGCAAAUGCUAUAAGUGUUUGCCAUUUCAAUGGCAAUGUAAAAACCAAGUAAAGAUAGUUUUAAAAUAUAAUAAUAAUAAUUUAAGUAGAAAAUAAAAUAAUGUUAAAGAUAAAAGAUGUAACCUAAUUUUUAUAUAAUAAGCAUUUUUAAUUUUUAAUUUUUUUUUGGAUUUCCAAGU